Molecule: messenger RNA, 1541 nt
Organism: Wyeomyia smithii (pitcher-plant mosquito)
Lineage: Eukaryota; Metazoa; Arthropoda; Insecta; Diptera; Culicidae
Gene: U3-55K
Product: U3 small nucleolar RNA-interacting protein 2
Exons: 3
Coding region: 129-1541 (470 amino acids)
Cellular component (GO): small-subunit processome
Molecular function (GO): snoRNA binding; protein binding
Source: RefSeq, a predicted model, not a curated record
CCCACAUGUCGCUUACUCGUUUUAUUUACAGUCCUGCGAAAACCACCAGUAGUACGUUAUUUUACUGCUGCAUGCUGUUUCCGAUUUAACUCGAGAAUUAUUUUGUGUUUAGCUAAAAAAGUCUCGCGAUGUCUUCGUUUUUCAUUAAAGGAAAACCCAGGACCGAAAAAGCAGCGAAGCGCAAGUUCGAAAAAACCAGCUCCAACAAAAAGGAAAAAAUACCACGCAAGGAAAAGCCACCGGCCGAAUCGGAGGAGGAAAUCGAUAGCGACCAGGAGGAAGAACUAUCGGCUGCGGCUGCCGCGUCUAAGAAGAAAUUCAACUUUGAUGAUGAAGAUGAAGGCAUUGUGGAAACGCCCCAAGAUAAGCGUUUGCGUUUAGCCAAAAAGUACCUCAACGAGGUUGAGGAAAUCGAACGGGCAAAACGGGAAGACGACGAACUGCAUGAUGGUAUCACGAAGACACUGAGGGAGGAUUAUUUGGAUAGUGUGGGGAAAUUAUACCGAGAGGUUUCGGAUAACUAUUUUGGGUUCGAUUUGGCCGGUGCGGUCACUCUGAAGUUCAAACAGCAGCACCUUUCACCGACUUGCCUGUGUCUAACAGAAGACGAUCGGUUUUUGUAUGUGGCCAAUAAAAAUGGAAUUAUUGUUCGAUGGGAUUUGAACAAGAAGGAAAAAUUGGGUUCAACAAAACCGCAGCGGACGUCAGUUCAAUCGAUGGCAAUAUCGUACGAUUUGAAGUUUUUGGUGGUCGCCGAUGGAACCAACGAAAUUAAGGUUUUGGACGGUACGUCGCUGGAAACUAUUAACACUCUCAGUGGACACUCGAAUGUUGUCACUGGAGUUGUGUUUCGCAGAAACACCCAUCAGUUGUAUUCAUGCAGUAAUGAUCGAACGGUUAAGGUUUGGUCGUUGGACGAAAUGCUGUAUGUUGAAACGCUCUAUGGCCACCAAUCACCAGUUACCAGCAUUGAUGCGUUAGCUCGAGAACGCGCUAUUACAGCGGGAGGCAACGAUCACUCGAUCCGUAUUUGGAAAAUUGCAGAAGAAUCGCAGCUGGUUUACACCUGUCCAGCGACUGUAAAUAGCGUUGAAUGUGUUCGGUUGAUAGGUGACGAGCAUUUCCUUAGUUGUGGCACUGACGGCUCUCUAUCGGUUUGGAGCUCCGGUAAAAAAAGACCACUUCACACGGUUGCACUGGCCCAUGGCCAGACAUCGAACGGUGAAGCUAACUGGAUUAGCUCAAUCGCCACACUGUUGAACACGGAUGUGAUUGCGUCCGGUUCGUGUGACGGAUGGGUCCGGUUGUGGAAGCUUGUUGGUACGGGUAAGAAAAUCGAACCGUUGAUGGAAGUGCCGAUGGAAGGAUUUGUGAAUGCCCUUAAGUUUACCGCUGAUGGUAAGCGGUUGAUAAUUUGCGUAGGACAAGAACACCGACUUGGGCGAUGGUGGAGUUUGAAGCAGGCGAAAAACAGAACCGUUGUGUUGCCGCUGAAUGUUGUUGAAAAGGAAAUCAUUGGAAAUGUGAAUAAAGUCUUGUAA